UUGUUAACCUUUGGCUGCUGGACGUUCAGACACUUCGAUAGCUGCAGAGGAACAGUUUUGUUUUUAUAAAAGUUAUUGUUUUUAUAAAAAUAAAUCUGUUUAUUUUGCCAUCGGAAAUGUAUCAACUAUUAAAGAGUAAAGAGUGCUAAAAUCAUGUUAAUUAAUUUGAAUAUGUUUAAAUUCUUGUAACUAAAAUAGGUGUUCUUGUGACAGUUCUUUUAUCGUCUGCUAUGCUUACUAGCUCUGAAUUAUUUAAAACAUUCUAUGGUGUCAACUGACCCUUCUUUAUUUAAAUUUUUACGGCUUUUAUCUUAGAAAUUAGAAUUUUCAAUCUUUGUAACAAAUGUAUUUCAAAUAUUGUUUAUGCAAGCUUUAUUUAUAACUGAUUGGCAAGUUUCAUUUGAAAGAACUAGACAUUUUCUGGUUUAACGUCCAUUUUUCUGCCAGCAUUAUUUAAAGAUUUUUAAGGGGCCUGCAGAAUAGAGCAAUAUGACGAGGAAAAAUAAAAUACAAGUAGGGGAAGAUUUUCGUAUUGCUGUUCAUAUCGCAAUAAAAAAUUUCCGUCAUAAUGAAGAACAGAAAGAAUAUGAGUUUCCAUCUUCCUUAACUUCAACUGAAAGAGCAUACUUACAUCGAUAUUGUCAGCAGCUGGGUUUAAAAUCGAAGAGCAGAGGUGAAGGAGCUAACAGAUUUUUGACUGUGUACAAAAAGGAAGGUUCAACAAUUGUACAAGCUGAUGCCGUCUUUGAGCUGGGCCAUGCAUCUCACAGACAAACAGUCAAUCUGAUUCAGAAGUUUCCUAUUACUGCAAGAGAAAGACAAGAGCUCUUACCUCCAACAGAAAGAGAUCGUAUUUUAGGCCAAGACAUGCGGGAUGUAAGUCGCACCAUAGGCAGGCUUGGUAGUGGAAUUCCAAUGGUGCCACAGCAUAGAUGUGAAAAUGACUUCACUCCAUUUCGUCAAAGUUUGCCUAUAUGGAACAGCAAAGAAGAAAUAAUUCAAAUGAUAUCUUGCCAUCAAGUGAUUUUAAUUUCUGGUGAAACUGGCAGUGGCAAAACAACUCAGGUACCACAGUUUAUCCUAGAUCAUCAUAGCAUUAUUGGUCAGCCUUGUCGUAUUAUAUGCACUCAGCCACGCAGAAUAGCUGCUAUAACUGUUGCUGAACGGGUUGCCAUGGAACGGGAUGAUAAAAUUGGGCAAAGUGUAGGGUAUCAAGUACGGUUAGAGAGCAGAGUAUCACCAAAGACACUUCUUACUUUCUGUACAAAUGGUGUGCUUCUGCGAACUCUUAUGGGUGGUGAUGCUUCAGUUGCUACAGUAACACAUAUCAUUGUGGAUGAACUUCAUGAAAGGGAUCGCUACAGUGAUUUUUUGCUUAUUGUGCUGCGAGAUUUACUUCUGAAGUUUAGAAACCUGAAACUUGUACUAAUGUCUGCUUCACUAGAUACUCAAUUAUUUUGCAAAUAUUUCAGCAACUGUCCUCUGAUUGAAGUUCCUGGGAGAGUUUAUGAUGUGAAAACAUUUUUCCUUGAAGAUGUACUUAAGGGAACAUGUUACACAAACAAGGCUAUGAUCAAAUAUAAAAAAGAUUUUGAGAAGCAAAAAUCAAGGAAAAAAUUAGAUUCUUGGUGUUCAGUUCAACAACCUGGAUAUGCUGCUUCCUCUUCUAAUGCACCAUCUCAAGGAACAGAAAAUAGUAACUAUUAUCAGGAUAUUAAUAUAGAUGAGCUUUCAUUGAACUGCAGUGAAAUUGAAGGAGAAAGAGUAGAGUUAGAUCCUCAUUUAGCUGUUGCUAUGGACAAAGCUAUAGAAGAAAGCUGGAUGUCUGGAACAGAUGAUUUUACACAUUUAAUGCAACUUAUUUUGUCAGAAAACAUUUGUGUUGACUAUCAGCAUAGUGAAACAAAUGUUAGUCCAUUAAUGCUAGCUGCAGGUAGAGGAAAUAUUGAUGUAGUUGAGCAAUUAUUAGUCCUGGGGGCUAGUGUCCAUAUCAAAUCUUCAAAUGGUUGGACAGCAAUUGAUUGGGCAUAUCAGUUUGGACAUAAAGAUAUUGGAGAGUUAUUAAGAAGCCAAUGGAAUGGUGAUACUUGCUCUCAGAAUGGAACAAAUUCUGUAGAUGGGCAACUAGAACUUUCUGAAGAAGAUAAAUUGCUACUAGAUGCUUAUACUCAUAGUAUUGAUGAAGAUAAAAUUGAUUAUGAAUUAAUAGUUCGACUUCUGCAACGAAUAUGUGCUAGUCAAGAAGAUGGUUCUGUGCUGAUAUUUUUGCCAGGAUAUGAUGAUAUUGUUCGGUUACGAGAAAGAAUUCACAGUGAAACUCAAAACAUACCAGAAAGCAGAAUUAUGUUGUUUACUCUUCAUUCACAAAUGCAAAGUUCAGAUCAGAAGCGUGUUUUCAGACCUGUUCCUCCCGGUGUUAGAAAAGUUAUUUUAUCUACAAAUAUAGCUGAAACUAGCAUUACCAUUAAUGAUGUUGUGUUUGUAAUAGAUUGUGGAAAAGUGAAGGAGAAAACAUAUGAUGCUUUAACUGGUGUCACUCAAUUGAAAUCAGGUUGGAUAUCAAAAGCAAGUGCCAUACAGAGAAGAGGCAGAGCUGGUCGUUGUCGACCAGGCUUGUGUUAUCAUUUAUACAGUCGACUGCGUUUCAACAAUUUUCAGAAAUUUCAAGUUCCUGAAAUUCUCAGAGUUCCUAUUCAUGAAUUAUGUUUGCAGGCAAAACUUCUUGCUCCACCUAAUGCACCAAUAGCUGACUUCUUGGCAAAGGCACCUGAUCCUCCACCUUUUAUGGUUACUAGAAAUGCAGUAACUUUACUGAAGACCAUUGAUGCUCUUGAUCCUUGGGAAGAAUUAACAGAACUGGGAUUACAUCUGCUUGAUUUGCCAAUUGAACCAAGGCUUGGAAAAAUGGUGUUAUAUUCUGUAGUUCUAAAGUGUUUGGAUCCUGUACUUACUAUUGUUUGUUGUUUGGCAUACCGUGAUCCAUUUCUUUUACCAUCUGAACCUGGCCAGAAAAGAGCGGCAUAUAUGGUUAAGAGGAAAUUUGCUUGUGACACUUACAGUGAUCAUAUGGCAUUACUGAGAGCGUUUCAGGCAUGGCAGAAGGCCAAAGCUGAAGGCCAUGAACAUAGCUUUUGCUCUAGAAACUUUCUUUCUGCUGCUACAAUGGAAAUGAUAGUCGGCAUGAGGUCACAGUUAUUAGGGCAGCUCAGGGCAUCUGGAUUUGUAAAAGCCCGUGGAACAGGCGAUAUCCGUGACUUAAAUAGCAAUUCUGAAAUAUGGGCUGUUGUUAAAGCAGCACUUUGUGCUGGAACAUAUCCUAACUUAAUAAGAGUUGACAGAGAUCGUCAACAAUUUAUAACGCAGAAAGAGACUAAAGUUAGAUUUCAUCAUUCAUCUGUUUUGAACAAGUUACCACUAUCAUCCAAGCAAACUGUGGCUCACAUGCGUAAACAAAUAGUUGCUGAGUUGCCUUGUGAUUGGUUAAUAUAUGAAGAAAUGAUGCGUACUGGCAGUAUAGCACACGCUCAGUGCUGUACUCUUGUCACACCUAUAACUGUUGCUAUAUUUUCUGGUCCAGCUCGUCUACCUUUGGAUGCACUGCAUGAACCUGAUCAAGCUCAUCUAGAAGGCUACAUGGAAGAAGAGGACAGUGAAGAUGAUUCAAAAUAUGACAACCAAAAGGCUAUGUUUAAAAUAGAUGACUGGAUAUCAUUCCGAGUUGAACCAGAGAUUGCUCGUUUAGUGCUUCAGUUACGUCAAAAAUGGCAUGCAUUAUUUUUAAAACGAAUGCAUUCACCUUCUAAAUUACUUACUCAAGCUGAUGAGGCUGUUUUACGCACUGUAGUAGGUGUUUUAAUUGCUGAAGAUCAAGCACUUAAUCUUCAGCAACCAUCUGGAAUUGGACAGCGUCCUCGGCCCUUGGUGAUGGAUUACUGUUCUCCAGUUCAUAUGGGUAGACAGAUGCAAAGUAGCCCAAUUCACAGUACUAGCUUUUAUAAUUCUUCAGCUGCAUACAGCAAUCCAGGGUUUUCAUGCUUCUCAGAUGAACAAUCUGGCAUUUCACGAUCUUGUUCAUCUGCUUCCAGUUAUAAUGCUGCAUACAGCAACUGCAGUUCACGCACAAGUUCAAUAUCUCAAGCAUUUAAUAGCCAUUCAAAACUAGAAUUUUCUCAGUCUCAUAUUGGAAAUUCCAGAAUCCGAUACUUCAUAAUAAAAGCCAAUACCUCAAGAGUUGUUGAAGUAUCUAUGGCAAAAAAUAUUUGGGCUUUUACACCAACCACUGAAAGGAAGCUCAUAUCAGCAAUAAAGGAGGGAAGGGAUGUAAUCCUGAUAUUUUCCAUACAAGGAAGUGGACAUUUUCAAGGAUUUGCACGAUUUACUCCUCACAUUUCAGAUCAUCGUCCUCCAGAAUUUCGUUCAGCCAAUCUUGGGUCAUGUUACCAAAUUGAGUGGCUUAAAAAGGCAAACAUACCUUUCCAAAGCACUCGUCAUUUGCAAAAUGCAUGGAAUGAAAACAGGAAAGUCCAGAUCUCCCGAGAUGGCCAGGAGCUAGAACCAACUGUUGGUGAAUCAUUGUGCCAGCUUAUUGUUAAAGGUCAGCCUCAGCCAAUUUUUACAUCUGACUGCAUAAAAACAAAUCGAAGGCAUUUAGGUUAUUGUAGAGAAAAUUUUACUAAUGAUUCAAAUCCAGUAAGCAGAAAUCAAAUGCAAUGGGAUCCUCAAAAUCAGGUUUCAGCUUCAUGGUAUGAUUCAUCUUGUUCAGCAGGCCAAAAAUAUUGGUCCCAAUCAAAUAAUUAACUUGAAAGUAUUUAUAAAUUAUAAGUGGUUACAAAUUACUAUUUUUUGAUUAAAACUUUUUGCUCUUAGCGGUGUUUAAGUAAUUGCAGAUUUUAGAUUAUAUUCUAAAUUAAUAACCUCUAAGAGAAAACUUUCUUCAUUUUUUAAAUAUUUCUGCUCAUUUCAAGAAUAAAAUUUUGAUGUUAGUUCAAGCAUAAGCUAUGUUUAGGCAAAAAAACACCAGAAUGUUUAACAAUGCUUGUCUUUUAUAGAAACAUCGAAAUUUUUUCAAAAAUAUUUUCAUUUGACAAUUAUUAUGUUAUUCAAUUUAAAACAAUCAGCUACCAUGGUGAAAGACCCAUAAUUAAAAAAAUAGUAUAUUUUAAGUAAGCAUUUUGAUUUACUUAUAGAAACAUGACAUUUUGAUUAACUUUAUAAGUAUUUUGUGUUAUAAAACAAUAAAGAUGAUGUGAAAGUUUUUAGUAAUUUUGAAAUUAAGGAAAACAAAUUUUACUUCUUAAGGUUAUUGAUAAAUUUUUCGUAUUGUUAAAGAUUAAAAUGAUGUAUUUAUUUUAGUAUUAGUCUUUUUGAUUAAUUAAUUAAUCUCUGAAUAUGCAUGAAACAUAAGUUUACUGACUAUAAUAAUAUGAAUCAUAUGGUUUUUUCCCUCUGAUAGCAUUGAUAGAGCAUGUAUAUAUAUGUUGAAAAUACAAUGAGUUUUAUAACCUUAAUAAAUAUUUUUCCAUUUUUAUGGCACUUUUUUCCAUUGAUAUUUGAACCACUGAUUAACGAAGCACAUAUUAUGUUGUGUUGCUAUUUUCUGAUGCAUAAUAGAUUUAAAAUUGUGAUUGAAAAAUACAAUUUCUUUAUAAGCUACUACAAUUGUUUAAGAAUAAUCUAAUUCUCUUAUGUAAUGUAAAGUUACUAGCUUGAUAUAUAAAUAAAUAUUACAUCUUUUGAUUAACA
Molecule: messenger RNA, 5742 nt
Organism: Stegodyphus dumicola
Lineage: Eukaryota; Metazoa; Arthropoda; Arachnida; Araneae; Eresidae
Product: 3'-5' RNA helicase YTHDC2-like
Cellular component (GO): intracellular anatomical structure
Molecular function (GO): RNA binding; ATP binding; protein binding
Source: RefSeq, a predicted model, not a curated record